Messenger RNA from Glossina fuscipes, 1222 nucleotides. RefSeq names its product trypsin beta-like. Gene Ontology annotation, biological process: proteolysis. The coding region runs from base 222 to 1169 and encodes 315 amino acids. The record is from RefSeq and is a predicted model, not a curated record. NCBI's taxonomy places the organism in Eukaryota, Metazoa, Arthropoda, Insecta, Diptera, Glossinidae. Gene Ontology annotation, molecular function: serine-type endopeptidase activity. The transcript has a single exon.
AAGGUACGACUGAUACUUGACCUUAGUAAGUUUAACAAUGUGACGUGACUUAACAACUUUGUUUGUUCGCUCCUUCUUACGAUAAGCUAGAGCUUGAUGCAGAUAUUGUUUUGGUUUUGUGUUUGAGACAUUGUUGCAAUAACUGUGAAAAAGAACUGGUUCGAACAUAACAACAAAAGUCGUUCAUAUCUCAAUGUCUGCGCUAUACUCAACAAAAUAAAAUGAUUGGAAAUGGAAUUCGAAAUCUGUUGUAUUCUGUAAUGCAUGUAUGCACAAUUCGCUUAGCCGCAAAAAUAAUAUAUUAUAUUUUUCGUAUAACAAGAGUAUGUGUUAGAAAUAUAUAUAUAUGGCUGAGAAAGUUGUUGACAUUGCUAGUUUACUUUGUUCGUUUUAACGAAAUGUGGAAGCUAAUCUUUCUGCCGUUCUUUAUUGUGCAGGUCUUCGCUGGCCCUGCUCCAAAAGGCAUGCAACCCCAUUUGGAUGGCCGUAUUGUCGGUGGGCAAAUAACAAGCAUUACCAAUUUUCCUUGGCAAGUAUCUAUACAACGUUCUGGGUCACAUUUCUGCGGCGGUUCUGUGUAUAAUAAAGAUACGAUCAUUACCGCUGCUCAUUGCAUACGAGGAGUAGGUAUUUCCACGCUUAAAGUGCGUGCUGGCUCUUCGAAAUGGUAUGAGGGGGGUGUGCUGGUAGACCCUACCGAUUUUAAAAUUCACGAAAGUUACAAUGCUGAGACUAUGAUGAACGAUAUUGCCGUUAUUCAAUUAAAAUUUUCUUUGCCUCUUGGAACUACCAUUAAAAGUAUUGCUUUAGCCAAAAAAGAUCCUGCUGAUGGAGUUACUGCUGUGGUUUCAGGCUGGGGCACUAAUAUUUACGGCUCACCCGACAUUUCUGCUACGUUGCAAUAUGUUGACGUUUACAUUGUUAGUCGUGAAACUUGUGCUUCCUCUUCUUACGCUUAUGGUGAUGAUAUUAAGCCAAGCAUGAUCUGUGCACAUGCCAGUGGUAAGGACCCUUGCCAGGGCGAUUCUGGUGGUCCUUUAGUUUCUGGGGGACUUUUGGUUGGCAUAGUUUCAUGGGGAUAUGGGUGUGCAGUACCUGGUUAUCCAGGUGUUUACGUUAACGUUGCUGAUUUCAAUUCCUGGAUUGAUGCAGCAGCUUCUAAUCCCUAAUAUUUCUUUAUUCCACGAAUAAAAGCUUGCGCUAAUUUACGCAUUUUGUAAUA